Molecule: messenger RNA, 1133 nt
Organism: Diabrotica balteata
Lineage: Eukaryota; Metazoa; Arthropoda; Insecta; Coleoptera; Chrysomelidae
Source: the annotation of a GenBank genome assembly
CAUUUAAUGCACGUGACUUUUUAUCUGAUAUAUAAAUGGUGUUUGUUUACUUGUUCUUUAGUUUAAAAUUUAUGAAUAGAGAUUCUCGACAAUGAAGGCGGCUUAUAUUAUUACACUACUACUACCUAUUGUAUUAAGUUACAAAAGUAACUUAAAUCCUCUUUCAAAUGAGUUUAUAAACUAUAUUAAUAGCAAACAAAGCACAUGGGUUGCUGGAAGAAACUUUGAUGAAAACCUUUCAAUCCAAGAGAUCAAAAAUUUAUUAGGAGCAAAAAAAAUGAGAAUAGGAGUUGCUAAAGAAUUUUUACACAGUGAAAAUAUUCAAGUUCCUGAUUCUUUCGAUGCAAGGGAAAACUGGAAAGACUGUUCAGAUGUUAUCAGCACUGUUGUAGAUCAAUCAUCUUGUGGAUCUUGUUGGGCUGUCGCUGCAACUUCUGCAAUGAGUGACAGACGAUGCAUAGCCUCUGAGGGAAAGCUCAAAGUACCUGUUUCUGCUGAAAAUUUAUUGGCUUGUUGCGAUUCCUGUGGAUAUGGAUGCGACGGAGGAUAUAUGGAUGACGCAUGGAGUUAUUGGCAGGAUACUGGAAUUUCUACAGGAGGUCUAUAUGGCAGCAACCAGGGUUGUCAAUCAUAUUCGCUUCAACCUUGUGAACAUCAUACAAAUGGUACUAAAGUGCAAUGCAGCACUUUGGACUAUGGCACACCUUCUUGCAAACAUCAAUGUGACGAUCCCGCACUUAAUUAUAAGUCCGAAUUAACUUAUGCUUCAGGUCCAGUGCAUUACUUCACUACAGUUGACAAUAUGCAAAAGGAAAUAUUGACAAAUGGUCCGGUAGAAACACGGUUUGAUGUGUACAGUGACUUUGUGAAUUAUAAAAGUGGUGUUUAUCAACAUGUCGCAGGAGAAUAUUUAGGAGGACAUGCCGUCAGAGUUUUAGGAUGGGGAGAAGAGAAUGGAGUUGCUUAUUGGUUGGUUGCUAAUUCAUGGAAUGAAGAUUGGGGUGACAAGGGAUUGUUUAAAAUACUUCGCGGACAAAAUGAAGUAAGCUUCGAGGAGGGUAUGGUUGCGACACUUCCAAGAAUCUAAUUGUAAACAAAAUAUUGGUAUUACGCUUACUUACGUUUUAUUUUAA